GUGAGUCGCCCAAACGCACACGCCCGCCCGACCACUCUGCACACUCGUUGAGUGACGUGGCUGUACCCUUUGCCGGUAUCUAUAUGCGAGGCGAUCAUAUAAACGAAGUGGCCGUGGGUGUAAUCAUUAGUACGCUGGACUUGUAAUCCAGAGGGCUGCCGUUUGAUUUCCUGGCGCGGCAGUUGAAACAAGGCGUGGGUUUCUGAAAUCCCCUCUGCCUCUGUUCACCCAGCAGUGUAAAAUGAGUACCCCGCAAUUGAUAUUGAUGUGCAGGUCCACGUGGUGGGAUACACAAAGCAAAUGCAUAACUACCAGCUUGAAGGGCUCUAUGCAGCUCCCUCUAGUAUGGAUGCCUUUCUGCCAGCAGUGGAGUGAGCAAGGAAUGGAAGGGUUUACACGCUUCACCUUUUUACCGUGAAAACUAUCCGGCUGAUUUAUUAUGAAGUCCUCUCCGCUGCCAAGCUGAAAAGCGAAGAGGACCUGUGCCUACAGAGGCGCAAGUGCAGUGGUAUGUGAUGUGAUCCUUCUCUUUUGCAGAGGAGGACUUACACGUCCCCACUGCAAUGUCACAAGAUGACACCUUGGACUAACAUUGAUUGAAUAAAAUGUCCUGCGGCUCAGAUGAUUUAAAGGAAGAUGCAACCCAAAAACUCAACCAAAAAGCUCUAUUCUUGCAUACAUUAACCCAUUCUCUUGUGUCCCACCAUGUCCGACACCAGUUUGAACGUUUCUUCGUAGAGAAAUUCUUUAAAGUGGAUUGCAGGCACACCAUGAUAGUGGUUGAGUGACAUCACCUUUAAAAUUAGCAUCACUGAAAACAACGUCGGUAAAGUGGCGGUUUAACGCCGCUUUAAUAAGUGCCACUUUACCAUGUACAAAAGUCACUUUUAAUAUAUAUUUUGUAACGAAGCUUUAAAUUUAUGUUGGACAGCAUGGGACACAUGGUCUAUGCCUCUACAAUAUCAGAGCCACUUGUGUUUUGGGUUUUCAAGAAGAUGGAUAUAACAACGCAUUUAUAUAAUUUAAGUUUGAACACAGUUAUUUUUAUACUGUCCAAAAUAUGUCAACUUAUUUGAUUUGCUUUUAAAAAUAAGCAUUUAAAAGUUUAUAUGGAUAAGUAAUGUUGCAUGCCUUGCAUAAAUGUAACUUUUUUUGUUUACAGAUACUGCCUUAAAAUUGUCAAUUAGAAUUAUAAAAUGUUAAAUAAUUGACAGCACUAGUUGGCAUUUUGGAUACUGUUCCGACUAUUACACAUGUAAUACUGUGCCUGCUUCUUGUUCAACAGCCAUUUGUGAAAAUGCUUUUCUGACACAAAGAGCAUGAAAGAUCCAUUACUUUGGAUAAUUUUGUUUUGGUUUGUCGAAAUUGGUGCAUAAAUUCUAAUUUACAAAAUUUGUGAGCACCUCUUUUCACGGUGCUGGGCAGCUUCUACCGUCGUGCGGAGAGGUCUCAUUCGAGAUCGGAUAACUAAAAAGACACGUGGCUGCAAUGUGAAAUGUGAACAGCAGCCAACUCGAGGCUCUGUGUGUUACAGUGGAAGCGGUGAUGUUUGUUUUGAUGCCUGUGACUAAUUUGCAUUUGAACCUAAUUCUUUUCCCCCUUGAAGAUCGAGGUGUCGACGCCAGCCAACGGGACGCAGUGUAAUGAUGUCUCUUCCACUGGAGCACGUAGCGUAGCUUUAGGGUCCUCUCCCCAACGCUGCGCACAAUGCAGCGUUCAGACUAGCCUGGCUAGGGCGCAAAGUGUCGUCGGCAGCGCGUUAGCAGUCAGACGGCCACUCACGCUAGCGUUUCCUUUGCCCUGCGAACAAUGCAGGGCGCUAAACCGUAGCUCCCGCCUCAAUACGUUUACUCCACGUUUUACCGUUUGCCCUUCCUCUGGCGCUGUGCUCAACGCAGCGCCGGUCCCCCGAUCUCCAAUCUCCUUAAAAAAAGCAAAAAAACAAAGCCUGCGCCCCACCUAAUAUCCGUAGUGUGUGGCCGAUUGCCUUCGUGCAGAGCUAGCGUUGUCUUUCUGAGCUCAUGCCCAGCGAAGCACAUCUGCACUCACCCCGGUUCCGCACGCGCUACCACCCGGACGAGAGGGAGAAACGGCGGCGAGACAUCAUCGCUUCGGCGCGCCACCGCGUCGCCGUCUUCUGCAUGCUCAAGCAGCACAAGUGGCUGGACAAUGUCACCCUGGAUCUGGACAAGACCGACCAAAUCGCUCACUUCCUCGAUGCUGCUUCGAUGCUGAUGGAGGGCGGCACGGCGGAGGAUCUGAAGGCCCUGGAAUUGAAGGAGGAGCCGCCGAAGCCGGUCAUUCCGCCGUGGGUGUCCCUGGGGAUCGUGCCGCCGAUGGCUGGCAAACCUGUGACCCCCACUCCUAAAGCGAGCGUGGUGGAGCCCCCCAAAGAAGAGAACGUGGCCCCAGACAUACCAGACAAGGAAGGAGAGCCAGCUGCUGCGGCUGAGACCAAAGAGGAGGCACCGGAUGCUGUGGAGGAAAAAAAAUCCCCGGGAGAAGAUGCCAAGCAGAGUUCCCCACCGGAGGAAACGAGGAGACGUAAGUGUUCCCGAGGGUCUGAAGAGGACGAGGAUGAGGGAAUAGAGGAGGAGGAGGACGGGAUGAGCUCUUCUGAAUCUGAGGCAGAACAAACCGCUCCCCCCAUGAAAGAGGAACCCUCAGACAGCACGCCUCCCGAUGAAGAAAAAUCCAAGGAGGAGAGUGUGGAACCGGAAUCGGAGAAAAGCGUCAAGCAGGAGCGGGAAGAGAGCAAAGAAGAGUGUUCUGAGAAGCCUGAGGAAGUGCCCAAGGAAGAAACAACGAAGGGACCUGAAGAAGAGCCCAUGGAGGAAUCCACGGAGGAAUUGAAAAAAGAAUCCAAUGAUGAACCCAAGGAGAAAUCCAAAGAAGAUCCCAAGGAGGAAUCCAAGGAGGAAUUGAAAGCGGAAUCUAAGGAUGGACUCAAGGAGGAAUCCAAGGAGGAAUUGAAAGCGGAAUCUAAGGAUGGACUCAAGGAGGAAUCCAAGGAGGAAUUGAAAGCGGAAUCUAAGGAUGGACUCAAGGAGGAAUCCAAGGAGGAAUUGAAAGUGGAAUCUAAGGAUGGACUCAAGGAGGAAUCCAAAGAAGAUCCCAAGGAGGAAUUGAAAGAGGAAUCCAAGGGUGAAUCCAAGGAGGAAUCCAAGACCGCGGGGGAGAAGCCUGCAGAAGCGAAGGUGGACUUUGUGCUGAAGAGGACUCCAGAGCAAGGGCUCCUGCCGAGGCCACGGAACUUCCACCGAAACAUGUCCAUCUUCCUGCGGAACAUCGCGCCGUACAUCUCCAAGGCAGAGAUUGUGUCGCUGUGUCGCAGGUUCCCAGGCUUCAUGCGAGUGGCGUUGUCGGAGCCUCAGCCAGAGCGCGGGUUUUAUCGGCGUGGUUGGGUAACGUUCAGCGGUCAUGUCAAUAUACAGGACAUCUGCUGGAACCUGCAAAAUGUGAAGCUGCGGGAGUGCGAGCUGAGCCCCGUGGUGAACCGCGACCUGGCGCGGCGCAUGCGCAUCGUGAGCGGCGUGUCGCUGCACGCGACUGUCGCACGCAACCACCUGCGCCUGGCCCUAAAGCUGGUGCACGCCCUGGACAGGCGCGCCAAGCUGUGGGAGUACACCGAGGGCACGACCAUCCCGGGUACCAGCGACGGCGCUAACCCGCUGUUGGGAGGCCUGUCCAAGUACCUGGAGGAUGGAAAGGUGAACGUGGACGAAGAUGCUGCCAAGAAGGAGCAGGAGGCCGCGGUGGACCAAACCGCACCGGCGCCUGCACCGGCACCUACACCGCUGCCGCCACCACCUCCGAACAAGGAAUUCUUCCUUGAGAAAAACGAGGAUCUGCUCAAGAUGCUGGACCAGCUGCUGUUCUACCUGCGCAUCGUGCACUCGGUGGACUUCUACAACCACACGGAGUACCCGCACGAGGACGAGAUGCCCAACCGCUGCGGCAUGGUGCACGUGCGCGGUCCCCAGCCCUGCAAGCUCAACCCCAAUGAAGUGGCGGAAUUUGAGCGUCAGUUUGAGACCAAGCUGCGGCCGCUCUUCCUCCAGCGGGACACGCUGGAUGACGAGGAAGCCGAGGUCAUGGGUCGCAGGGACCCCGAGCAGGAGGUGGAGAAGUUCAUCUCGGCCAACUGCCAGGAGCAGGCCAAGGACAAGUGGCAUUGUCCCCUGAGCGGGAAGAAGUUCCAGAGCCCCGAGUAUGUGCGGAAGCACAUCAUGAACAAGCAUCUGGACAAGGUGGAGGAGGUGCGCAAGGAGGUGGGCUUCUUCAACAACUUCCUCAUGGACAAGCGGCGGCCGCACCUCAUGGAGCCACGCUUCGCCAUGUGCAACAUGAUGCCCGGAAUCUUCCCGAACCCCCAGGCUCUGAUGCCCAGCUACAACUUCCAGCGUCUUCCCAUGCCUGCGUACGGAGGGUCCCCGUACCCACCACCGCAGCAGCAACAGCAGCAGCAGCCGCCUCCACAGUUUCCCCCUCGCGGGGGCUUCGACCCCUACCGGGGCCAGGGUUCCAGCCACUACAUCAAGAGCAGGAGGGAUUUCCGCCCAAUGAUUCAGUACACGGAUUUGGAUGCCCCCGAAGAAAACGAUUUCUUCUAAAGCUCCUGCGCAUCACGAACGUAAUCGGUUCACUACUACUAUUGCUAACUAUUAACUAAUAGUAUGAACUAUUACUAUAGUAAUAGUUUAUACUCAUAGUAUAGCAUCAGACUAUAACGUAAUCUACUCCUAUUACUAAAUAUUAAUUAUAGUAUUAGUACUGUUACUAUAGUUUAUAGUAUAGUCCAUUGUCUACCACUAUUACUAACUAUUAACUAUAGUACUAGUGAGUACUAUUAACUAUAGUACAAGGUAAGUACUAUUUCUAUAGUCAUAGCAUCACGGCCAUGACGUAAUCCGUUCAUUCCCCAUUGUCCAUUACAGCGUCGUCGGCAGCUUGCCCUGUUGUGUUCGCCGUUUCUGCCGGCCACGUUCUAUUCCAGUCAACCGUUUGUUGCGUGUGUUGAACAUUAAAAAAAUAAGCAAUGCGUUCCUGGGGAGACCCUUGCCGACUGUAGGCGUUUUUUGUUGCUUCGGUUUUAGUUGACUUGAAGGGAAGAGUGGUUCUUGCUUUGCGGGCACACGGAUUGACGUUGUCGAGUGAAGUGGCACACGCGUGUUUUUGUUGUCGUUGCUUGGCCCAUCGUAAGAUGGAAAUGUAAUUGUAAAACAAUGCGUAGAAUACUCAAGGCCGUUAUAUUUUUUUUUGCAGAGCAACGUAAAAAGUAAACAAUUACAACCGCUA
Molecule: messenger RNA, 5298 nt
Organism: Petromyzon marinus (sea lamprey)
Lineage: Eukaryota; Metazoa; Chordata; Hyperoartia; Petromyzontiformes; Petromyzontidae
Product: serrate RNA effector molecule homolog B-like
Biological process (GO): mRNA processing; primary miRNA processing
Cellular component (GO): nuclear body
Source: RefSeq, a predicted model, not a curated record